Messenger RNA from Medicago truncatula (barrel medic), 1112 nucleotides. Its product is annotated as NDR1/HIN1-like protein 1. The record is from RefSeq and is a predicted model, not a curated record. Gene Ontology annotation, biological process: defense response to other organism. The coding region runs from base 197 to 826 and encodes 209 amino acids. The transcript has a single exon. Lineage: Eukaryota; Viridiplantae; Streptophyta; Magnoliopsida; Fabales; Fabaceae. Gene Ontology annotation, cellular component: plasma membrane; plasmodesma.
AAUAAAUUAAUCAACAUGCCAAACGCACACACAAAAAGCCUCAACCACACGAAACCUCCCCAUAAUUUCAUCCUCUCACAAAAACCAUUCUAUAUUUCCCUCACUUCUACUCUUCUUCCACUCUCACCAAAUUAAUAUCUUAAUUAUUCUUCAUCACUCUUUCAUCUAUCACACUCUUUACACUCUCAACAUCAUCAUGUCGGUGAAGGAGUGUGAUCACCACAAAGGAAGAAAAAGAAUACUCUUCCAAAGAAUAUUUUGGGCCAUCAUGGUAUUCCUCUUCUUAGUCCUACUAACAAUUCUCCUCAUAUGGGCAAUCCUAAGACCAACAAAACCUACUUUCAUCCUCUUAGAUGUAACCCUAUAUGCUUUCAACGCAUCACAACCAAAUUUCUUAACCUCAAACUUUCAAGUAACACUUUCGUCUCGAAAUCCCAACGAUAACAUCGGUGUAUACUACGAUCGUCUCGAUACUUACAUGACCUACCGGAGCCAACAGAUUACUCUCCGGACCGCCAUACCGCCUUCUUACCAAGGUCACAAUGAGUAUGACGUUUGGUCUCCGUUUGUUUACGGCAAUGAUAUACCUGUUGCUCCUUUUAACUCUGUGAGCCUUUCACAAGACGAAAAUAACGGUAAUAUCUUUGUUACCGUUAGAGUUGACGGUAGAGUUCGUUUUAAGGUUGGUGCUUUUAUUUCUGGUCGUUAUCAUAUACAUGUUCGUUGCCCUGCUUACAUCUCACUUGGUAACAAUGGUAAAGGUGUUGAUAUGGGAGAAAACGCCGUUAAGUAUCAAGUGGAUCAACGUUGCUCCGUUAACGUUUGAGUAAAAAUUAUAUUACGUUAAUUUGCGUAUGUAUUUAUUUCUUUGUAUUGUAUUUUAUACCUGCGUAUAUUUAUCUUCCAUAGUUCUUUAUGUGUAUCUUAUCUUAUGUAUUUUAAUGUUACAAAAUAUGAGACAUAUGAAAGAUUCCGAGUAUAUAGAUUAAUUACACGUUGUACUUGUAAUAACAUACUCUAUAUGCCAAUAUAAUUCAACCGCAAGGUUAAUAAAAAAUUAUGGUGUUUCAAUUUGGAUAUCAAAUGAGUGUAUGAGGAAGAGUUCAGUGUCA